This is a messenger RNA of Parastagonospora nodorum SN15, 708 nucleotides long. RefSeq lists its product as hypothetical. The transcript has a single exon. The coding region runs from base 1 to 708 and encodes 235 amino acids. NCBI's taxonomy places the organism in Eukaryota, Fungi, Ascomycota, Dothideomycetes, Pleosporales, Phaeosphaeriaceae. The record is from RefSeq and is a predicted model, not a curated record.
AUGCCACGAUACACCCUCAUCUCAAAGUCAUCUUCUGAGCUCCCCCGUUCCACUGCUUUCGAACAAAAUAUUGGAUUUCUUGGAGAAUACGACCACGAAUCCCCACAUCUACUUCGUCGGCCAGCAGUAAACACCAUGAAACAAAUAAGCAUUGCGCUCAGCUUCGGCGCACUACUUGCAGCAGCCAUCCUGGGUCUCCUGAGGACAACAACUGUGCUACCAACAUCAAGUGUUUCACUUUUGCAACGAAAAAAAGACAUCGCCAAAUGGUCAUCUUGUGGCGACUCAGUCCCCGAGGCAAAAGAUCUCGGAUGUGUCUACGAUCCUUCUCUUUUAGUCUGGAUGAAACCGUACUGCAAGCCUGACGAUAUAGCCGAUCAAUUCAUUCGACAGCCUAUACAUACUGUAUACCACGACGAGGACAUGCAAAAACCAAUGAACAUGUCGUAUUAUCUAUCUGGGGAGUUCCCUCAGGCCUACGAUGCAGUAGAACAUCACAAAGCUCACUGUUUGAACGCUUGGAGAGCCUUGACCCAAGCGUCUCUCCUAAAAACUCCCGAUAUCCUGGUUCCUUUUGCUGCUCUUUCUUGGGAACAUACUGUACAUUGCAGCGAAGAUGUUAUUGUGCCUAAUAUGGAUAGCCCAUGGCGGACGAAGCCACACGUGCACUUCUGGGUUCAAUUUGAGAACUGUGAGCUCUUACGGUGA